Eurytemora carolleeae is the source of this 754-nucleotide messenger RNA. RefSeq lists its product as uncharacterized. The transcript is spliced from 8 exons. The coding region runs from base 71 to 754 and encodes 227 amino acids. Lineage: Eukaryota; Metazoa; Arthropoda; Copepoda; Calanoida; Temoridae. The record is from RefSeq and is a predicted model, not a curated record.
UUUACCAGUCUGUUUGGCCUGCUGUAAGAAUGUGAAUGGAGAUUAUUCCUGCUCGACUUGUGGCUGGCCGAUGUGCUCAAAGGAUUGCGAAGAAAACCGAAUUCAUGCAGAUCAAGAAUGUCGUCUUUUCAAGGAGAGAAGUGUAAAGGUUGACAGUAUUGAGUUUAAUUAUGAUAAAGAGGAACCCUUGUAUUCGGUUAUAUCUCCAUUACGAGCCCUUGCACUUAAACAGAUUGACACAAAAAGGUGGGAAAUGAUUUGGAGUUUAAUGUCGCAUAAUGGAACAAGAAGAGGAGAGAAAUACUGGACUGAGAAGCAUAAACAAAUAAUCAACUUGAUCAGGGUUCGGUUUGGUUUGGUUGAAUUCUCCGAGGAGUUAAUAGAUACAGUUCUCGGCAUAUUUCUAGUCAAUGAUUUCGAGAUAACUCAGAAAGCUGACACUGAGUUUUCAACAGUUCAAAGAUCAAGUAUUAGAGGUUUGUUUAGUAUUGCUAGUAUACCUAACCAUAGCUGUAUUUUAGGUUUGUUUAGUAUUGCUAGUAUACCUAACCAUAGCUGUAUUUUAGGUUUGUUUAGUAUUGCUAGUAUACCUAACCAUAGCUGUAUUUUAGGUUUGUUUAGUAUUGCUAGUAUACCUAACCAUAGCUGUAUUUUAGGUUUGUUUAGUAUUGCUAGUAUACCUAACCAUAGCUGUAUUUUAGGUUUGUUUAGUAUUGCUAGUAUACCUAACCAUAGCUGUAUUUUANCACUUUGA